Messenger RNA from Branchiostoma belcheri (Belcher's lancelet), 2549 nucleotides. RefSeq names its product ran GTPase-activating protein 1-like. The transcript has 16 exons. Gene Ontology annotation, molecular function: small GTPase binding; GTPase activator activity. The record is from RefSeq and is a predicted model, not a curated record. Gene Ontology annotation, biological process: nucleocytoplasmic transport; activation of GTPase activity; signal transduction. Gene Ontology annotation, cellular component: nucleus; perinuclear region of cytoplasm; cytosol. Bases 119 to 1837 code for a protein of 572 amino acids. Lineage: Eukaryota; Metazoa; Chordata; Leptocardii; Amphioxiformes; Branchiostomatidae.
UUGAUUUCAAAAAGUUGGCCGCCAUAUUUCUGCGCUCACGCUCUUCCAUUUUCGUCUUCGCAACCAACAAAAUUUCCUCCAGAUUUCCGAGAGUCCGGCCAGUAUUUAUCCAAGCGACAUGGCGGAACCCGGAGUGUCGGAUGUCGCCGAUCUUUUGGCGAAGACUAAGGUUGAACAGGUGAACGAAGUCAGCUUUAAAGGCAGAGGAAUGAAACUAGACAAAGCAGAGGAUGCUGCUGAGAUAGUAAAGGCAGUGGAAGAGGCUAAAGACCUGCAGGCCCUGCGGCUGGAAGGGAACACUGUCGGGGUGGAGGCAGCCAAAGCCAUCGCAGCCGCACUGGAGAAACAUCCAGAGUUCGAGAGAGCGUUAUGGAGCGACAUGUUCACUGGCAGACUGAGGUCAGAGAUCCCACCCUCACUGGAAAGUCUAGGUGGAGCGGUGAUCACAGCCAAUGCCCAUCUGGUGGAGUUGGACCUGAGUGACAACGCGUUCGGACCGGACGGGGUGGCGGCCUGCAGAGUCCUACUGACCAGCAAAGCUGUGUACACGCUGGAAGUCCUGAAACUCAACAACAACGGACUGGGGGUGGGAGGGGGGAAGAUUUUGUCAGAAGCCCUGAUCGAGUGUCACACUGCCAGCAGUGCGGAGGGAAAACCCCUGGCACUGAAGGUGUUCAUCUCUGGUAGGAACCGUCUGGAGAACCCUGGAGCAACAGCACUGUCCAAGGCCUUUAAGAUCAUAGGAACCCUUGAGGAAGUCUCUAUGCCCCAGAACGGUAUCCAGCACCAGGGCAUUACUGCACUGGCAGAGGCUUUCUCACAGAACAACAACCUCAGGGUAGUGAACUUGAAUGACAACAUCUUCACAGAAAAGGGUGCAGAAUCCAUGGCCAAGGCCCUUCCCAACAUGACUAGUGUAGAGGUGAUUAACUUUGGAGACUGCCUGCUGAGGUCUGGGGGAGCGGAGGCCAUCGCCAAGGCCAUCAGCAGUACUCCUCAGCUAAAGGAGUUGAUUCUGUCGUAUAACGAAAUCCGGAAGGACGCAGCGAUCUCAGUAGCAGAGGCUGUGGAAGGCAAAGAACACCUCAAGAAGCUGGACCUGAAUGGUAACCAGUUAGGAGAGGAGGGGAUAGAAGAACUGUCGGGUACACUGGAGGCGUUUGACAUGGUGGACGUGCUGGGUUCUCUCAGUGAUGAUGAGGGAGAUGACAUAGAUGAUGAUGAUGAUGAAGAGGAAGCUGCAGAGGAGGAGGACCAGGAGGAGGAGGAGGAGGGAGAGACUGUGGAUGAUCCUGAGUUACAGGUGCGAGGUACCGCCAUCACUCCAACCAGGGACAACCAGUCUCCUCUCAAGGUGUCCUACACUGCCAGAGAGUUCCUGGACUCACCAUCAGCUGACAGACUGCUGGGACUGGGGAAGGACCGAGCUCAACUACUGGUCAGGGAACUGGGGGACAGUUUAGAUGACGCAGACUGCGCUGCCCAAAGCCUGAUGAAGGUGGCUUCAGUAGUGACAGACAACACGGCCGUCAAGAGUGCUGCUUUCCAGUGUGCAGAUGCCAUUCUGACCAGAAGUCUGCAGUCCAAAGAGAGUCAGCCCACCCUGAUAGCCAACGGUCUUCUCGUGCACAUGGGACUGCUGAAGAGUGAAGAGAAGGUCCAGCCUGUGGGAGACCUCCAGGGUCCCCUCAUCCUGCUGCAGCACAUGUUCCAGCAGGUCUACUUCCCCAGGAGUCUGGCACAGCUGUUCAUAGCCUUCCUCACAAGACCAAACAGCCAGUUGGAGAGACAUGCCCACCUACAGCACCAGAUACUGCAGACCCUGCAUCAGAUGUGAUGUUUCCAGACAGAUUUUAACAUCAGAUUUCACCCUUUCAUCUAUCCAGCCUUCAGCACCUGAUUCUAGAGACUGUUGUUACUACAAAACUUGACAUACAUGUAUGAGCCCUCGGAUGGGCUUAUGUAUCUGUAUCGGUAUAGCUGGUAUAACCACCCUUUUCGUAACACACCAACUAUGUAUGUGCUGCUCCACGUAGUCAAGUCAAAUCACUUGCUUUAUUUUCCUUUGAAUGCUUAGUAAAGAAUGGGUUUUCAGAAAGCCAGGCUAAAAUUACAUCAUGUAAUAACUUUAAAUUAUUAACAUCUACUUCAUGGACAGAAUUGUAGGGGACAUUUGUAAAUUCUGACCUACACAUCUGCAAGGAUACAUUAUAUGGUGUGUUUUCAUGUCACACUGCCUAGGCAGAAUGCUGUCACUGAGUUGUGCACUGAGGAAAGAAUUAACUUCAUGCUUAAAUUUGCAUGUGGAGUUUUCAUUGAUGAAGGCACCACAAUAUGAUAAUUGAAGCCCAUCCAGACUGCUCCCAUUUUAAUUUUGCGAGCAUAAAAAGUUAGGUCGUGUGCCUAUGAAUUUUUCAUACCUCCUAUCAAGUCUUGCAUGCAGUGUAAUAUCUAAAGUGGUGCACCUACAUGUACAUGUAGAUAUUUGCUGGUGUGCCCAAAUUUAUUGGGUUGGCAGGACAGUAAGAUAGACUGGUGAUGUACAGUGC